UGCUGCGAGAUGGACGCCAACAUCAAAGAGACGGAAAAGAUCAAGAGGGAGACGCCGACGGGGAUUCUCCGGACCGAGUCGGGGAAGUCCAGACGCGCCUCGGUCGAAUUCAAAUUUCUCAAACAGGCCGAACCAGCGUCGCCUCAACCUUCCGUCGAUCGGUUUUCGGUUACUUUUGCUGAAGAUUCGGUAAAAAGUGACAGUUCCAAGUGUAACUAUUACAGUCCCGGAGCUGGCAGGAUGGAUAAGGUUCAUUUUCCACAAGGCACAGUGGACAUCGAUGAUUCCGACGAAGAAGACUACUCAGCAAGCGUCAACGCCAUAAUCCAAAGACGAGCGUCCACAAGGAAGUCCCGUCGCCGCAGCAGCCGGCGCGCCAGCUCGCCUUUUAGCCCCGACAUUUUAUUAAGCAAUGAGGGUGGCCGCAGACGCUCUUCGGUUUUCACCACUAGUUCCGGAGACACCGCCAUUACAAUGGACGACGGAAUGGAAGCCGUGAGCCAAGAAGAAAUCUUUGAGAACAUCAAACUGCACAAAGAAGUUUUAAGCAACGUGAAAAUGCAACCGUGGAACAUGCGAAAGAAACUGAAACUUGUUGUCCAAGCCAAAGCAUACAUUAAGCAACACGAGGGCGCCUUGCAGGAACGACUGGCGCAAAGUCGAUCGACGAGGGAUAUGUUGGCGAGGUGGAACAUUUAUCUUAUCAAAAAGUGGCAACAUUACCGCCGCGAGUUAUCCAAUUUGUCCAAUUGGCUGGUGCCUUGGGAAAGGAAGAUAAAAGAGAUUGAGUCGCAUUUUGGAUCGGUGGUGGCGUCUUAUUUUCUUUUUCUGAGAUGGUUGUUUUGGGUCAACGUCGUGUUGGGAAUUGUGUUAAUUUCUUUCGUCGCAGUGCCAGAGAUGUUAACAGCAGCGCCCGACGUUCGCAAACAAAUUCUCAAGGAAGAGCGCUACAACUCAACCAACUUUCAAACUUUGUGGGACUUUGGGGGCGUUUUCAAAUACUCGCCGUUAUUCUACGGCUGGUACACGUACAAAGAAUCGAAAAAGAGCGGCUAUCGGAUGCCUUUUGCUUAUUUCAUAACUGGCCUGGUGGCCUACGCUUACAGCUUCUUCGCAACUUUGCGAAAGAUGGCGGAAAACUCUCGUAUGUCUAAGCUUUCAGAAAAGGAUGAUGAAUGCAUUUUUUCGUGGAAACUCUUCACGGCGUGGGAUUACAUGAUUGGGAACGCGGAAACGGCGCAUAAUAGAAUAGCCUCGAUUGUCGUCGGAUUUAAGGAAGCUUUGCUCGAAGAAGCCGAGAAGAAGAGGGAGGCAAGAAAUUGGAAGAUCACAGGAUUUAGGAUACUCGUGAAUACGGUAGUGUUGGGGCUGUUAUUCUUCUCGGCGUUUGCCGUCGUUUUGGUUGUGAAAAGAUCUACGGAACCGGAAGCUAGGAGUAGUGUUUGGAGGAGUAACGAAAUCACUUUUGUUAUGACCUUUAUCUCUAUAUCUUUCCCUAUGAUAUUUGAAGGGUUGGGAUUUCUUGAACAAUACCAUCCUAGAAAACAACUGCGAUUACAGCUCGCAAGGAUCAUGGUGCUAAACCUUCUCAACUUGUACUCUUUGAUAUUCGCUCUGUUCGAUAAAAUCAACGAUAUGACGCCAGAACUGGAAAGCUUCAAGAGAAAUUUAACAAGAGCCAAUACUAGUGUGUUAGCUUAUUCAGCAGGAAUGCAAUGUUACAAUAGCUGCAAUUCCGAAACGGAUAUUCUUAAAACCUUCAGUUUAAUAGCGGCCGUUGCUACCAAUGUUUCAUUUACAAUGUAUCCAAUUAUGCAAAAAGCAGUGAAAGACUCAACCACGGAACUUGAUAAAGAAACCAUAGACGCGGAAUUUACAAUAAGCGAUAUUCCCGGAAUGUAUACAAAUCCGGUUGAUUUUUCACAAAAUUACGCAACUGAAAUGUCUGAAAAUUUUACGUUUUCGAAUACCGGGAUUGAUGACUCAACAAAUGUCUCAGACUUGAUGACAAGUGCUUUGACUAGUGAUAGUACCGAAGAAAGUACUUUCUCUAGCCUCGACGUGAUACAAUCAACAGAAGUAACGAAAACAUCAGAAACUAAUAAAACCUCAGAUGUACCAAAAAUACAAGGAAGUGCUGUUAAAAAAAGGAACUGUAUAGAAAUUUGUGAGAAUUUUACAGUGACUCCUUCAACGAUUAUAGAUGAGAGUAGUCUAAACUAUAGCACGAGACGUCGAUUGAGGAAUCUAUGUUGGGAGACAAACUUUGGUCAAGAGUUAAUCAAACUAACAGUCAUGGAUCUCGUAAUGACGAUACUUUCGACCUUAGCUAUGGAUUUCAUCCGAGGAAUUUUUGUCCGUUUUAUGAACCGCUGUUGGUGUUGGAACCUCGAAAAAGUGUUUCCUCAAUAUGGAGAUUUCAAAGUCGCCGAGAAUAUUCUUCAUUUGGUCAAUAACCAAGGAAUGGUUUGGAUGGGAAUGUUUUUUUCACCCGGUUUAGUCGUCCUAAACAUUUUCAAACUUUUCGUUUUAAUGUACUUCCGUACUUGGAUCGUUUUAACUUGCAAUGUCCCUCAUGAAAUUAUCUUUAGAGCUUCAAGAUCUAACAACUUUUAUUACGCACUUUUACUCAUGAUGCUUUUUUUGUGUGUUUUGCCGGUGGGGUACGCAAUUGUGCAAAUACCGCCGUCUUGGAAUUGUGGUCCAUUUUCAAAUUAUCAAAGAAUUUUUCAUAUUUUGACCAAGACUAUUAAACGAAACGUACCUCAAAUUGUAGAGCAGGUUUUAGAUUAUAUUGCAUCACCUGCAAUUGUAAUACCAAUUCUUCUGUUAUUGGUGUUAAUUAUUUAUUAUUUGGUGUCUUUGACGAGUGCACUUAGAGAAGCAAACAAUGAUUUGAAGAUCCAACUUAGAAGAGAACGCACAGAAGAACGGCGAAAAAUGUUCCAAAUUGCUGAUAGGAGAAGAAAAGGAAAAUCUGGUGGUUCUGGAGAAUUUUCCAAUACUCCAUUUGCCAAAUGGAGGAAACUAGUUUCAACAAUGCCAAGUACUGGAAAAAGUUUUGAUGACACUUCACCGAGGCAAGACACUAACCAGUCUCACCAAAUCAAAGAAGAUAAAGUAGAAAUUGGAAAAAAUAAAGAUUUUUUCUCAAAAUUUAUUAAAAAAGCAUUAGGCAAAACUUCGUCAAUGUCAGAAAACGAAAAUCGUGACAAUGAAAAUCUUGACGAAGGCACAGAUACAGAACAACACGAAUCAUUACCUGAAGAUUUAGUCAGCAUCAAAGACAGCAAACCUCAACCGCCAUCAAGAUUAUCAAUUUCUUCAAAUAGUUUUGAUUAUCAAAAAGGCUUGUUACAAAAGCAGAGUAGUCUUAAGAGUGUGAGUGGAAGUAUUCAACAUAAAAAACAAUUUCGUCAAGAUUCAUCAUCCUCUAACUGGUCUGAUAACAUUCCUGUAAUCACAAUAAGCAAAACUGAAAGUGCUGAAUUUCUUGAUGUCGUACCAGAAAUGACUAAAACUAAAACGGAAAAAACACCAGAGAGGAAGGAAGUGAUGGAAGAAGAAAUCGUAAAGGAGACGGCACCAGACGCGGCAUGUGAAUUUAGAUUUAAACCUAAAAUUAAAUGCGCGUUGAAGAAACAAUCUACGGAAAUAGAUGAAGAAGUAAUUCGUUAUUUUAGUAAGGAUUUGGAACUGAAACCGGAGAAAGACGCUGGACCACCGUCUGAAUCUUCCGAAGAUACAGCGCGUGACAGCAGUCUUGAUACAGUUCUGGCGGUAAAAAAUGAAGAGCUUGAAGAAGAAAAAAAUGAAGCUCCGAAAGCUAAACCUGAAGUUGCAUCACCUAACGAGAGUACAACUGAAUCCAGUGCUGAAUAUAAUGAAAACAUGACUUCUUUCUAAAAAAUAUUCCAUACCCUCUUACAAGUUUAAAUAAUUAUUUAUAAAUGUCAAACUGUGUUUUAUUUUAAUGAGGCUAUCUAAUUUGAGUUUUAUCGAUGUUUCAACAUUUUAUUUAAACAGACCA
This is a messenger RNA of Tribolium madens (black flour beetle), 4030 nucleotides long. RefSeq names its product transmembrane channel-like protein 2-A. Gene Ontology annotation, molecular function: mechanosensitive monoatomic ion channel activity. The record is from RefSeq and is a predicted model, not a curated record. Bases 10 to 3906 code for a protein of 1298 amino acids. NCBI's taxonomy places the organism in Eukaryota, Metazoa, Arthropoda, Insecta, Coleoptera, Tenebrionidae. Gene Ontology annotation, cellular component: plasma membrane. The transcript is spliced from 11 exons.